AUGUUAUUAACACAAAUUGAUAAAAAUCUUAGAAUGUUGGACGAAGCAAAAAAUUGGAAUAAUCUAAAAGAGGAAUUAAGGAAUUUAGAGAAAGCUAAUGCGAUCAAAACGAUUGAUAAAAAUAAACGAGUAUCGAUAAUUAAUGAAGAUGUUAAAAAUUAUGAGUAUUUCAAAAAUCAAUAUUUUGAGACAAAAGAAUUGAUUGAAUUAGCGAGGAAAGAGGGUGACGAUGGAUUGUUAAAUGAUGUUGUUAAAGAUUUAGAAGUUGAUAAGAAUGGAUGUAUUAUACAUAUUAGUGCUAAUGCAGGAGGAACAGAAAGUCAUGAUUGGACAAUUAUGUUGUUUAAAAUGUACAAAAAUUGGGCAAUUAAAAAUGGAUACCAAGUCAAAUUACUGGAUUAUGUGGAUGGAGAUUCAUCAAUUGGAUUUAAAUCAGCAUCUUUACAAAUUAAUGGUGAGUAUGUGUAUGGAUGGUGUAAAUAUGAAUCGGGAGUUCAUAGAUUGGUUAGAAAUUCUCCGUUCGAUAUUCAAAAUAAAAGACAUACAACAUUUGCAUUAGUUAAAGUUUCGCCUGACGCGGAAGACGAUGACCUUAAUUUAAUAAAUAUUUCACCAACAGAUUUAAAAGUAGAAACAUUUAGAGCAAGUGGGCCAGGUGGGCAACAUGUCAACACCACUGAAAGUGCUGUCAGGAUUACUCACUUGCCAACAAAAAUCACUGCGCAGUGUCAAGGCUCAAGAUCUCAGCAUUCAAAUAAAGCGGAUGCUAUGAAAUUACUCAAAUCCAGGUUAUACAAUAAAGUUUUAGAAGAAAAACAAAUUGCAAAAAGACAAAAUAUAAAUAUUUCAAACUUUACUCCAUGGGAUCUUAGAACUGGUUAUGAAACUACACAGGUGGACAAUGUUUUGCUUGAUGGCGGAUUAGAUGAGUAG
This is a messenger RNA of Entrophospora candida, 933 nucleotides long. Lineage: Eukaryota; Fungi; Glomeromycota; Glomeromycetes; Entrophosporales; Entrophosporaceae. The record is from the annotation of a GenBank genome assembly.